This is a messenger RNA of Diachasma alloeum, 10098 nucleotides long. RefSeq names its product eukaryotic translation initiation factor 4 gamma 1 (gene Eif4g). NCBI's taxonomy places the organism in Eukaryota, Metazoa, Arthropoda, Insecta, Hymenoptera, Braconidae. The record is from RefSeq and is a predicted model, not a curated record. Gene Ontology annotation, molecular function: protein binding; translation initiation factor activity; mRNA binding. Gene Ontology annotation, cellular component: eukaryotic translation initiation factor 4F complex. The transcript has 18 exons. The coding region runs from base 1119 to 6656 and encodes 1845 amino acids.
UCAAGCCACACGGUAUACCCGCCGUUGUUUUAACGCAAAUUCACAAAUUGCAUACUGUGAAAUUAGUUUUCAAUUCCUUUUUUACUUUCCAGCGAUUUUGUUUUAUUUUCAUUUACCUUGCAAAAUCUUUUCAAAAAGUAAAGUAAUUACAUAACAAAAAGAAACAGAAUAAGGAGGAAAAAACGUUUCAUACAAUUUUUAAAUAUUAACGAAUAUUCAAGUGAUGAAAUUGCCGCAGGAGUGAUGAGAAUACGAUAAGUUGGAAAAAAGUAGAUAUUUCCAAUAGAAUUGACGGAGAAAAAGUGAAAGGGUAUUGAAUUGAGUGAGCUUUGUAUGAGUCAAGACUGAAUCCAACGUGAUAGGAAUGAGCAUAUGUUGUAUCCCAUACUUUCAAUGACGAAACACCAAAACAGAUAAGAAGUAAUCACGAUUGAGUUGAUAUCAACAUUGAUCACGUCGACGUCUAACACAUUUUGAUAGAAAUACGAGUGUAGAGAAAAAUUUAUCAUCGGGGAGGUAAUUCUCUGUACAACGUGCUCAACUUCAACAUGAUUUUCGGAUAACAGGGUGUAGUGGGUUUCACUCUUUUCCCGUAUGACAGAGACUUCCAGUGAGGCAGCACCCUAGCAAACUGCUUUACCGGUUGACACGUUUGUAGUCUUCUCCACGCAUCCAGGUUAUUAUUAUAUAAUUUAACUCUUGAACUCAUCCGGGAUUUAACUACCAUACUUGUUAUCAAUAAUGGUGACUUCAAGAAAAACGAAAAAUAGUAAUUAAACGUCAGCAUUGGUAGAAACAACAAUUGGAAUUCAUGAACAAGUGUAGCGACUAAAAAAUUCAACGAGUAUUUUGAACAAAGUUUCGAAGCACGUGGUCUUUCUCAGACGGCUAGUCACGGAGAACCGAAAUACGGAAAUCUCCGUUGAAGAAAACAUGAAAAUGUGUUUUGAACUCUGCAGAUUUUGAAGUUGAAGAUCAACACUGUGAGAAUUUUUUUUUUAAUAAUAAAAAGUCUUCUCUAACAGGUGUGAAAGUGGUGAAACGGUUUGAGGAUAUUUUUUGGUUAAUUUUUUUUGAGUGUAAAAAGGUAGAGUCGUCGUGGCAGUUGGCGAAGGAACAUGUCGACCGUGAUAGGAUCAGAGUUUCAUGUACCUGGACAGAACUACGGUGCCCAACCAGGGGCCCAGGUGGGUGGUGGUGGGGGUAGUAUAGGUGUACCUGGUGGUAGAGGUCCUUCACUGGGUGGAAUUCCUCAAAUUGGUCAAAGUACACCUGGUAUACAGUCUAGUGGACAACAACAGCCCCCACAGCCACCGACACCCGGUGUACAACAACAGCAGCCGCAAGGACCUGCACAAACUACAACACCACCGGUUCAUACACCAUCUCCACAAGACAUGAGUAAACAAGGCCAUUUGCAGGCGCAACCUCCCUCGUUGCAACAACAGUUCGUGCCCAAUCAGACAAGGCCUGUGACACAGACUUUCUACCAAAUGGGACCGAGACAACCACAAACUAGAAAUAUUCAUCGUGGGAAUCAGAGUGGUACUCCACAUGUUGUUGCAAUACCCAAUGUCGCUACAAGCACUGGACAACCCCCAGCCAUAUAUCAACCAAACAUCGCGGUACCCGGUACACCUCCGUUGUACGUCUCUGGACAGGUUUCUAACCUUCCACCAGCGCCUAUGUAUUCUAUGAACAACCAUAUACAGCCGCUUCUUGCCUAUCCUUCACAGCAGAGGCAUCCACCUCAUCAAUCGCCACCAUUCUUCCCGGGGUAUCCACCUCAUGCGAUUUUACCUCAAAAUGUUUAUGGUGGAUAUGCUACAGGACAUCAGCAGUGGAACUUUUAUCAGCAAACUCAUACGCCACCCAACUCGUCGAUGAAUUUGAAUAGAGCAAGUGCUAAUCCUGUGAGCGGAGGUGGUCAAAAUGUAGGAGGCCCGCUGGUCGGUGCCCAAGGAACGGCUGGUGUACCACAAGGUGCAUUACAGCAACAACAACCGCCACCACAACCGAUACCUCCAAUGGCGAUGUCACUGCAACAACCAACCUAUCCUGGUCACAAUCGUAGUGCACAGACUCCUGUGAAUACGUAUCAAAAAGUGUCGACGCGGGCACAUGCCAUAAUGGAUAUAGUGAAUCCAGAUACAGGUGAAAAUGUAGCUGGUGAGAUAUACAGAAAUGCCGCAGCGCCUGAAGAUAUCAAACCCCGUGAGACUCCUCAACCGCAGGUGAGUGACACGAAUUCGGCAAUAGCAGCCGAAUUUGCAUCGCGCGUAGCAAAAGCCGCUAGCGAAAGUGGAGAUAAUCCACCAUCGGCGAAUGUUCAGGAGCAUAAUCAUACACCGUCGUCAUCAUCGACAACAACACCGAAUAUAACAAACGUCAAACCCCAAAUAAAUACUAACAAAGAACCUAUCAAUACCCAGUGCAAUAAUGUUCCCAUAACACCUGUACAAUCUAAUGUUCCUCGAUCCUCAAAUCCUGAUAGUCAUUUAGCUGCCCAAGAAACGUGUCAAGUUAAGGUUGAUUCAAAGUCAGGGGCGUCAGUAGCCAAAGAGUGGCCACGUAAUGAUACAAAACAGCAGAUAAUUCAUCAAGAUGAACACCGAAUACCACCUCCUAUUAUUAAUAAAGACAAUAUUCCUCCCGAACAGUCCUCUCCAAUUCCUCCAGCAACUGAUUCUGAAGCAAAAAUCUCAACGACCGCUGUAGCAACAGGUUUAGUUGUUCCCCAAUCUGCAAACACUGCCCCACAAGCAGCCAAAGAGUCCUUUUCAUCGACCAAGGCGGCAUUAAGUUCACCACCAAGGCGGAAACCCCAUCAGUUACAGCUGAGUGCAGCUCAGGUCAUGUUGACUGCGACAACUGCCAUUGAUUCUCCUGCUGUGAUUAUCCCUGCACUUAGUACUCCAACUUCUGAACCUAUUAGGGAGCACGAGAGAGAACUCGGCGAGACGAGUCCCGGUUCCAAGGAUAACACACCGAGCCCAACUAACAAUCAGACUGAAGAACACCAACACUUGCAAAAGAAUGGGGAGGCGGUUGAUAAGAGUGAGGAAAUUAAAGCUGAACAAAAAUCUCCGGAUGUUAAAGGUACCCAAAAACAAAAAAAUAAGAAGCCUAAAGGCCGUGAUCUCAAUCGUAAAGGUGCGGAGAAAGAGGGUACAGACAUGGAUGCCUUCUCAGUACCCCAACCAGUGAAAACUAAUGCUAAAAUCCAGCCCGAUCAUCUCCAUGAAACCCAGCCAAUAAAGGCUGUUAGUAGUAUUGAAACAAGCAAUGAGAAUUCAGUUAAAGACAAGGGAACACCUGAGGGAAAGCCGGACAAUGAGCUGGAAUCCAUGAUUCAAUUGGAUCAGGAAACAGUUAACUCUGAGACAAUUAGAGAGAGUUCUGAGCUCCAGCAGCCAGAGAGAAAUGUUCAGAAUCAUAAAGAUGUUAGCAAAGAGACAACUCCAACCGAAAGCAGCAACAAGUCCUUGAUUGUCCCAGAGAAAGGUGCUAAUGACGUAGUUGAUCAUGCUAACAUGACAGAUGUCAAUGAGGUUGCGGCUAUUGUUGCCCAAAAGAACGAGGAAAAUGCCAAAGUAUCUGGUUUGCCUCGUACCCACAGUGAGACGAAGACUGCAUCUGUGAUUGAUAAACAGAAUGAAAAUGAACCACCCAAUCAAUCGGAAGCUAAAGCACCUCCGCAAUUGAAGUAUCAAUAUGAUGAUGAUCAGUGGAGUCCAAAAAAUGUUGCUGGAAAAAAGCGAUAUGGAAGAGAUCUUCUGAUGAAGCUUCAGGAAGACCCAAAAAGUCGAGUUAGACCUCCCAAUCUACUGGACUUGGAAGUUGUCCUCAAGGAUAGCACGAGACAGCCUAUCAGAAAUGUCGUUGAUUUGAGUGCUUACAAAGGCAAUAGAACGCACGAAACUCUGUUCCCUGGAUUUGCCAAAUCUUCUUUCAAUGCUAAACUGCCACCUCCUCCGAAUAAGAAGAGUUACCAAGGCAGCAAAAAACCGCCUAAACCAAAUGUGAUUCAUGUAUCGCUCUCGUUACGCGAGGACGUAAAACUCCGAGAAACUGAGAAUGCAUGGAAGCCAACAAGGUUAAAGAGUGAAAUGUUGCCUGGUGAAGAGGCCAAAUCACAGGCCCUUUACAAAAAAGUGAGAAGUGUAUUAAAUAAACUGACACCACAGAAAUUUAACACAUUAGUUAAUCAAGUUCGAGCAUUGGAGAUUGAUACACAAGAGAGGUUACAGGGGGUUAUUGAUUUAGUAUUCGAGAAAGCUGUGGAUGAGCCAAGUUUUUCAGUUGCUUAUGCCUUGAUGUGUAAAGAAUUGAGUGGUAUGAAAGUAUCGACAGGGGAAAAACGAGUUGAUGAAACUGGAAAAAAGGUGGAUGUGUACGUUGACUUCCGUAAAUUAUUGGUUACACGCUGUCAAAUGGAAUUUGAAAAAAACAUGGUUGAUGAAUCAGCGAGAGCAGCUAAAGUACAGGAGAUUGAAAAUACAACUGAUCCGGAGAAAAAGAAAGAGCUCCAGUUUAAUUUAUCGGAAGAAGACAGAAGGAUACGAAUGAAAUCUGUUGGAAAUAUUCGAUUUAUUGGAGAACUGUAUAAACAAGAGAUGCUUAUUGCUAAAAUUAUGCACACAUGUGUCAAACAUCUUCUUGCAACACCUGACGAAGAAAAUCUCGAGUGUCUUUGCAAAUUAUUAACUACAAUUGGUAAAACAUUGGAGCCUAAGAGCGAACCUUCAGUUUUCCCUGGAUAUUUCAACCAAUUAGCAGAAUUGUCUAGUAAGAAAUCGAGUAAGAAAAUCAGUUCGAGAGUUAGGUUCAUGAUUCAAGAUGUUAUCGACUUGAGGGCUAGUCAAUGGAUACCUAGGAGGGAUGACAGUAAUCCGAAGACUAUGGAUCAAAUUCAGAAGGAGGCAGAGUCAGAACGAUUAGAAAUUCAAAUGAAUAAUUGUACACCUAUGAAUACACCAAGAAAGGACGAUCGGAACAAUGACAGAAGGAGAAAUCGUGGUGGUGGUGGUGGUGGUGGUGGCGGUGGCUCAGAGGAUGGAUGGACCGUUGCAACACUUGGAAAAACAAAUAGGCAGCCAUAUUCUAUCGAGGCUUCAAAAUUGAAUGCGAAGUCACUCCCACUGGACGAAAUCAAAUUGGGUAAUAGAAGCGCAUAUUUGUUUGGUGGAUCUGCUGCGGCUGCUAAACCAAAUACACUUGGCACUCCCAAUAAGUACGCUGCGCUGGAGAACUUGGAACAGGAUAAGCAACGAGUAACACCUCAGUUACCAGGAUCGAGAUCCACCGGUGCGAGAGAGUACGGCAGAUCUGAUCAAUACAAAGGAUGGGAAGGUCGAGGCUCAAGAAAUGGUGGUCAUGUGAAUAGCAGUAGCAUGUCAUCGAGUCGUGAAGGCUCGCUCCUGGAGGCAUCUCGUAGUCAGAGCGUCUCAAUGCCCACACAAUCGAUGAAAUACAAACCACCUCCCGCAAUGGUGAUGCCAAGUAAUCCUAUCAGUAGUAAGCCCCCGAAAACAGAGGAACAAUUGAAUAAAAUUAUCAGAGUUGUCCUGGAUAUGUGCAAUGGUCCUCAGACCGAUGCAUUCAUUACGGAUGCUGUAGAUACGGUGAAAGAGCACUUUGACAAUUCCACGUAUCCAUUGUUUGUACGGGAGACAUUGAACUCAAUACUAGAGAAACCUGGUCCAUUUAGGCAGCGAUUCGCAGCUCUUUAUGCUUACAUGAUAAACAAUAAUAUGAUUCCCCUGUCACUAUUCCAAUCUGAAUAUGAAAAAAUUUUGGAAAUAGCCGACGACCUAGUCAUUGAUAUCCCCAAAUGUUGGACAUAUUUUGCAGAAAUUCUAUCGGAAAUAAUUAGGCUCGGUGCUCAUACGCUGGCCGAGUUGAAGAAAACUACAGCGGUGCUCAAAUCUAUGGGUAGCUGUGGUAAGUUAAUGGGCGAACUAUUGAGCAAGCUUGCGAAAGAUCUAGGACCCAAAGUAGUAGCUGAUAAAUGGGACCAAAGUGGACUGCGAUGGGCUGAUCUCGUUGAUACGUCGCAUGAAAAUCCAGACGAUAUUGUUCAAAGAUAUAAACUUGAAUUCCUGACGUCUGACUGUAUUGGUACUGAGAAAUGUUCGGGUGCUGAAUUAACAUUGGAGCAAAUACAUGACCAAUUGGUUAACUUAAUGCGUGGCAGCCAUUUUGAUAACAUUACCGGUUGGAUCUCGGCGAAUGUCGGUGGUAAGUCCAAACAGCCACAAUUUAUUAGAGUUCUGGUCACUGCUAUUUUAGAAGUUUCUAUGGAACCGAUACCUGCUGUAGGAUCAAACUCUGCUUCCUGGAAACUUAAUAGUGAAAUUUUCAAGAGUUUAUUACCCUUAAUAACGCGCUACGUGGACACAGAGCCACACCUGGAGCUCCAGUGUUUGUUCGCAAUUCAAGUCUAUGUUCACAAAUUGGAGCACCCUCAAGGAGUCCUUGGUAACGUAAUCGAUGCCUUAUGUGAAGGUAGCAUAAUCUCAGAUGAUGCUUUCCUCUCGUGGCAAAAAUGCACAGACCCAGCAGAAAUGAUGGGCCAUGCAGUAGCGGUUGUAACUCUCACAUCAUUCUUCGUUAGCCUUGGAGAAACUCUCGAUGAGUCCAGCGAGGAGGCAUGAGAAGGCCUCAGCACAUUUGGUGGCUCCAAUGGAUUAUAAUGAAUUAAAAAAAUACCCAGGAACGAGUCAAGAAAAAUCGAUCCACGUAUUUUUUCUCUUCAAAAUACGAUUUACUUACAAAUCUACAAGUUAUACAAGCCGUCGAUGUUUUUUUUGUUGUUGCAUCCAAUGUGACAUUUCAUGAAAAUGCUCAACUCGUCUCCUUGACUCGUGUCUUCAAGAGAACUCGUGCUAAACAAACAAAAAAGACUUUAUAUUUUUUAGAAAGAAAUUUCCUGAACAUUAAACUAACAAAAAAGUAUAAAGAAAAACGUUUCUCUUCAUUAACAAACAAAUUUGAGGCCAAAUUGCUGAGAAAGUUUUCCAAGGAAAACUUUUCAACAUUAUAAAACAUUAAGUGAAACCAUUGAAAUAUGACUAAUAUUGUAACAAGUGGGGAUUUAUGCGGAGUUGUAUGUAUUGUAGUCUAGGACGAGGCAAAGCGAAGAUUUAGACGGGUUAGAACGAACGAAAUGGAGUUAUUAUAAUAAAACGUUAAAAAAAUCGAAUGUGAGAGAGAGAGAGAGAGAGAGAGAGAGAGAGAGAGAGAGAGAGAGAGAGUAAUUACGAGAAAAUCGUUGUAUUUGAGAUACGCUAUACAUAAUGAAUAUAAAUAUUUAAAUUAAUGAAUUAUUACUAUAAUUACUAUUAUUAUAAUUAUUAUUAUUAUCUAUUGAAUACGAAGUAUAAUUUGAAGCUGAGAAAACAAGGCGAUGAAAUGUGGAUAAAAUUGAUACAUAAUUGGGCGUACAUACAUGAUAUAUUUUAAAUUUCAUAUUAUUUUGUAUGUGUGCUCAUGUAUAAAAACUUAAUGACGCGUUGACAUAAGCUCCACGCUUUUUUGCACGGUCAAUCAUUGAUAACAAUCGCAACAAUAACGACAAGCAAUUUAUAAAAAAUAAAUACAAUACAUUGAUAUAAAAAAACGAUAUUGUGAGGGUUCCUCCUCAACAAUUGAAAUUAAUUAGUCCAUCAUACUUUCUUAGGUGAACUCUACGACUGAGCCAAAAAAAUUGAGAAUAAAAAAAGUUAUUCUCAUUACAGAAGACAUUCAAAAUUGUAUUGAAUAAUGCAUUACAUUCAGGGAUGAUAGAACAUUCAUCACGGACAUUGAAAUACUGUGCUUUAUCGAAGCGUUACUAUUUUUCAAAACAGCCCUAGUUAUUUAUAGAGAAAAAAAAAAAUAGGAUUAAUUAGAAAUGGCGAAAUGUGUGAAUGCCGAGGAAACGAAUGUAUGGUUGUUUGUUCCUGUGAAUUUUUUUAUGACCGAGAAAUUGUCACUGUGCCGUUUAAGUGAGGAGUAUAUAUAUAGUAUACGUCGAGAGUCCGAGAACUCUCACACUUCAUGAAGUUCGCUAAAAUCACAUCGUCAUUCUGCCAAUGCAAAUGAAGAAUAAUUAAGAUGAAUACUCCGAUGAUACGAAGAGUACUCACGUGCACAUAUAACUGGUGUAAAUAGCAUAUUAUUAAUGAAAAAAGGAAAUCCAAUUAAUUAUGAUUUUUCAAUGGAAUUGUUUUGUCCAAUAAAUCGGAAGAGUUACAUAAAGGAAGAUACACAGAAGAAGAUCAUGGGUGAAUAUCCGGUCACGGCGUAUCGCGAAAUUGAUCGACACCCGGCUGGUCGGGGCGAUGACAUGAAGCUUCCCAAAUCGAAUGGAGAGAUGAAAAUUUUGAAGAAAUCGGCUGCGUAACCUCAACAUUCGCUUGCAUGAAAAAUCUUGUAAUUACUGAAAAUUAUUUUAUUCUCUCCUCCUUGAUUGCCUUGUAAUUUCUCAACCGGCGUACAGAUGAAAAGGCUUAAGAUUUGAAAUAUUGAUUCUGGAAGAUCGAUGGCAAGCGAUAUUUGCAGAUAAAUGAAGCGCCCAGGUACAUAAAUAAUCAUCUUUUAUUUGUCAUGUAAAUAAAUGGAUUCGGUCGCGCCCCCAAGUUUCAUAAGUAAAUCUAAAGAUUCACUGGAUGAAAUCGCGAACUGUAAUUAUUACUGACUAAAUGGACGGAAAAAUAUAUGAAAAUCCAAAAAAGUGAAACAAGAUUUUUAAGAAUUAAAUGAAUAAAACAUCGCUGUAAGUGUUCGCAGAUUUCGUAUCUCGGGUCGUUUUUGUCUGUAAGUUUUUAUUGGAGUAUAAUACUAUGCAAAUCCAAAAAAAAGACCCCGGAGAGAUGCGGAUGUCUGAACAUUGUAUGUUCAUUUUUUACACUCCGUUAAUCUACAAAUAUAAAAAAAUAAUUAAAAAAUAAUUGAGCGAACGAUGAUGUGAAUUUAAUUUAAUUUUUGCUUCCUAUCCCGACGUCAUUGACGUUACUUUUUCCAAUGAAAUACGUCCAGGAUGAGAAAACACGCUAUAAAGAACUCAAAUGAACGAAAGCAGUGCAGUCUAUUGGGGGAUCACAUGGUGUUUUUUUUCAGACUAGAUUUAAUUGUCCAUAUGAGUAUCUUUGUUUUUUUUCCUUGGUUUGAUUCUCAAAGACGUUCCAUACAAAUACCCCUUCGCAUUAGGUAAUAAAUGAAUAAAUAACAAUAAAAUAUAUUGAAAAAUGCUAGUGUAAUUUACACGAGGGUACUGAAGUUGUUGAAUGAUCAUAUAGAUUCUAUAUUAUAGAAUAAUAAUUACAUUAAAAAAAUGAAGGGGGAGAGUGAAAUUGAAUGGCCGAUGUAUGGCGAAUGUGUGAAGGAUGAUAAAUAACUGUGAAAAAAAGAUGCUAGGAUACUGUAAAUAAAAAUAGCAAUAUAGUGAAGAAAAAGUGAAGGUGAUGAUGUAAUACUUGGUGACGAAUGGGCAGUGUUGAGUGUGCAAUUCGUGUCAAUUUCUAAACAGCCAAUAGUAACCAUUUGAAAAUACGUUGUGUAUUUUCACACUGCUUUUUUUAUUCAUUUCUAAUAUAUAUAUAUAUAUAUAUAUAUAUAUAUAUAUAUAUAUAUAUAUAUAUAUNAUAUAUAUAUAUAUAUAUAUAUAUAUAUAUAUAUAUAUAUAUAUAUAUUACACUAUGACACCCGAUAGACAAAAACCCAAAUACCUUCUAUAUUAAAUCAUAUCUAUAAUUUAAAAAAAUAAAAAAGAGCUCACGCCAGAGGCUAAAUAGGCAAUUUUUUAAAUUUAGACAUCUCAUCUCAUGAACAUCGAAAUGGAAACAUUUCUCAAUUUCAUAAACUAUUCCAACCGUUUCGAUCCAUCUUCUGAAAUUAACUUUUCAUAGCCAUCAUUGGCCGUAUAACAAAAUCUAAGCGCAAAAGAGAAGACGAAAAAAACUUCUUUUUUUCCGACAUAUUGAAUUUACUAAUUGUAAGUAAUCAUCAUUGGAGGGUUUAUUAAUUCUGCUCAACAAAUAUGACAUAAAUACAGUCACGAAGAGCUCUAUUGCAUACGCUCAGUGUAAAAUAAAUGCGGGAAUGAUUUAUGUGGAA